GCUCGAUGACGUCACGGAGCGAAGGGCCUGAUCGCAGAGAGUCUUCCGGAGUGAAUCAGUUUUUAACAGAGGAAUAAAGCAGUGAUUGUAACUGUGUCUUGUGUUCAUACGCGAAUCUCUAUGGCUGGUGUGAUCGGCUAGAGGCUCGGAUCAGGCUUUGUGUUUGUGUCAGAGAGAGUUCGAGCAUGGCGGCGGCUGGAGGGAAGACGUACUCGUUCAAGGUGGUGUUGCUGGGGGAGGGAUGCGUCGGCAAAACAUCGCUGGUGCUGCGAUACUGCGAGAACAAAUUCAACGACAAGCACAUCACUACUCUACAGGCAUCAUUCCUUACAAAGAAGCUCAAUAUCACAGGGAAGAGAGUAAAUUUGGCUAUAUGGGACACAGCUGGUCAGGAGCGUUUCCAUGCUCUUGGACCCAUCUACUACAGAGACUCAAACGGAGCCAUUUUGGUGUAUGACGUCACAGAUGAGGACUCAUUUCAGAAGGUGAAAAUUUGGGUAAAAGAAUUAAGGAAAAUGUUGGGGAAUGAAAUAUGUUUAUGUAUAGUAGGCAAUAAAACUGACCUGGAAAAAGACAGACAUGUAUCAGUUGAAGAGGCAGAAGGAUAUGCAGAGUCAGUGGGUGCAAAACACUAUCACACAUCAGCCAAAUUAAACAAAGGAAUAGAGGAGUUGUUUCUGGACUUGUGUAAACGUAUGAUGGAGAAUGCUCAGGCAGAUGAGAGAUCAAGGGGGAAUGGCGCGAGUCACACGAGCACACGAACGAGAGGCGUUCAGAUCGUCGAUGACGAACCACAAACUGCCAUGGCUGCCGGAGGCUGCUGUUCAUCCGGAUAAAUUCAUUGAAUCCUUUUACCUGGGACUGAUAACGCCCCCUCUCGCUCCGUUCUGUGUAUAAACUGCCACUUGCCACAGCUACACACAUACGCUACAGCUCUGUCAUUUAACGGUUUGUUCCUUUAUGAAACAGUUGAUUAAAAACUUUGACUUUGGGGCUAUAAAAAUGUCAGAUUGACCCACACUGAUGGUAUUCACUUUGGCAAAUUAAUACAAAUAGCUACCAAAUGGCCGGUCUUAUAAAACAACCAUGCACUGAUGUAUUUUCCUAACUAUCAUUUGAUGCAUUUGCCCUUUUUCUUUUGCCAAGGUGUUGUGCAUGUAGAAUCUGUAAAAUCCUCGUUUUAUUUUACAUCAUAGGAAAAAAAAAUCUUUAUUAUUUAAUAACUUAUUUACAAGUUAUAUCAAACAUCAACAUGUCUAAAGACCUGUGUACUUGUAGUAAUCAAUGGGGUUUUGCCAUUCUUAUACAGUCUAAUUCUGUCUUUCAAAUCUUCUGUAUCUUUCUUAAAAAUAAGAAAUUAAAAACCAUCUAGAACAAUUAAACUCCUUGUAGAUUUUAUUUUCUCUCUCUCAACGAUUUACCACUAUAAUUUAAGGUGGGGGUGGGGGGGGGAGUUUGCUUGCUAAAUUCCAAUAGGGGAAAUAUUCAAUAUUGUGUACUUUUUUCAAGUUAUCAAAAACAACACAGUGACUCAGUGUUCAGUGUUCAUAUUGUAUGAAUGUACAUUGAAUUAUACAGCUGUGGUAAACACUUAUUUUGGAAUUGUGGUUUUAACUUCUACUUUUACAAUGAUUGUUCAAUAUUUUUGUUUUUCAAGCCCUGAACAUUUGGACCAUUUUUUGAAGUACUAAUAGUUUCAAAUCAUCACCUGAGGUGCAGCUUCUACAGCCUACUGUGCCUUUAAAUAAAACUGUCUAGACUGACCAAUUCUAUCUGCCUACUAUCAUAUCUCAUUAGUAAGUAUUUAUUAAUUGAAUGGUCGUUUGGAAAUUAUUUAUAGGCUUUUCUUGCACUAAUGGACUUACAGAAAAUAAACUCUUGAAACACUUUUCACACUUACUAGUUUAUUUAAAUAAUCUGCUAAUAAUAUAUGCUAAGGUAAAUUUCAUAGCUAGCAUUUUAUUUAACCUAAAUACAAAUAUUUUCACACUGUUUGCUUAAUUUGACAAAAUUACAGUUUGAUUGAAAAUUAUGCCUAAUAAAAGUAUUCUGUUCACAAAUGA
Molecule: messenger RNA, 2063 nt
Organism: Myxocyprinus asiaticus (Chinese sucker)
Lineage: Eukaryota; Metazoa; Chordata; Actinopteri; Cypriniformes; Catostomidae
Product: ras-related protein Rab-21-like
Exons: 7
Coding region: 186-836 (216 amino acids)
Biological process (GO): Rab protein signal transduction
Molecular function (GO): GTPase activity; GTP binding
Source: RefSeq, a predicted model, not a curated record